AUGGCGGCGACGCUUGGUGUGGCGUCUGUAUAUGUCUACGGCUUGAGAGGCUUCAAGGUGCGUCGAGACGACUUCAUCCGGACACGAAUAAAUGACUUCAGUGAAGAAUAUAUCCCCCCUAAGCAGCAGAAGUGGAGCUUCAAGAUGGAGCAGCAUGAGCCACAGCACCUCCACAUUAAAAAGGAAGAGAGAGGGCCUCACCUCCCACGCUUUAAAGACGAAAUGGAGGAGGAGCCACAGCCCCCACACGUUAAAGAGGAAGAGGAGGAUCACAGCAUCAGUCAGGAAGGAGAGCAACUUGAUGGAUUGGAGGAGUUCCGAGUGAUUGUUGUCCCUGUGAAGAGUGAAGAUGAUGAAGACAAAGGUGAAAGUGAGGAGAAGAGAGAGGUGGAGCCUCCAAGCAGCAGCUCAACUCAACACAUGACAACAGAAGCUGAUGGAGACCACUGUGGAGGAUCACAAGCAGACAACCUCUUAGCUCCACUAUCAGAUAGUGACGACACAACGUCACACUCUCCUGACACUGAUGAUGAAGACUCUAAAGCUGAUAUGACAUGUCACACUGACAACACACACUUUAAAUGCUCUCAAUGUGACAAAACUUUAAAAAACCGUCGUAAUCUGAACGUACACAUGAGAAGUCACACAGGAGAGAAACCAUUCUUGUGCUCAGUUUGUGGUAAAUCAUUCUCUCAGAAGCAAUAUUUGACAGAACAUACAAGAAAACACACUGGAGAGAAACCAUAUUCCUGUUCAAUAUGUGGUGUAGCUUUUGCCCGAAAUAAUGAUUUGAAAGUACACAUGAGAAGACACACUGGUGAGAAACCUUUUACCUGUUCAACCUGUGGUAACAAAUUCUCUAGAAAGGCAAUUUUGAAAAUACACACAAUGACACACACUAGGGAAAAACCAUAUGCCUGUUUAAUCUGUAAGAAAAGCUUUUCUAUUCGAGCAGCACUUGUAAGACACACAAGAACACACACAGACAACCUCUGCUCUCAGUGUGACAAAACCUUUCGCUUUAAGUCACAGUUAAAUACCCACAUGAUGAUCCACACUGGACAAAAACCUUUUGUCUGUUCAAUCUGUGGUAAAAUAUUCUCUCUGAAGUCAAAUUUGAAGUUACACACAAGAACUCACACAGGAGAACAACCUUUUGCAUGUUCAAUCUGCGGUAAAAGAUUCUCUCUGAAGUCAAACUUGAAUUUACACACAAGAUGUCACACUGGAGAGAAACCUUUUACUUGUUCAGUCUGCAGUAAAAGGUUCUCUAAGAAAUCAAAUUUGGAAGUACACACAAGGACUCACACUGGAGAGAAACCUUUUACCUGUUCGGUGUGUGGUACAGGUUUUGCACGAAAUGAUGAUUUGAAGACUCACAUGAGAAAACACACUGGAGAGAAACCUUUUUCCUGUUCGGUGUGUGGUAUAGGUUUUGCUCGAAAAGGUGAGUUGACAGUACACAUGAGAAGACACACUGGAGAAAAAGUGUUCAGUUGCAGUGUGUGUGAUGAAAGAUUCUCUUAUAAGUACCAGAUUAACAAUCACAAGUGUGCUGGUGAGAACAGCAGCAGGAAAUGAAGCUGCAGGACUUAAAAUAAAGUGUCGAGACUUUGAUCACUUUGAUUUUCAAACAUCAUCACAUUUGAAAUUGUUGUGCGAGUCACACGAUCUUGUUAAUAUGCUUCUAGCAUUUAAAUGUCAGUAAAUAACCUGGUGGUGUUUUGAUUUGGAAAGACUUAAAAGUGUUUCAUUUCUCAGAGAAAGCUGAUAGGGGUGUGUCAGUGUCCCAGUUGUUUAAAAUUGCAUCAUGUUCACGUGUGAAACAAUGUUCUUAUGUGUGUGUGUGUACUUUGGGCCUCUUGCAGCACGUACCUCUCUCCUCUCUUUUGUACAGUUGAAACCGGAAGCUCUCUGCAGCAAAAAUGGGGAAAAAAGGGCAAAAAUGGAGUUAAUGUUAAUAAAAUGCUUUUCACCUA
Molecule: messenger RNA, 1979 nt
Organism: Dunckerocampus dactyliophorus (ringed pipefish)
Lineage: Eukaryota; Metazoa; Chordata; Actinopteri; Syngnathiformes; Syngnathidae
Product: zinc finger protein OZF-like
Exons: 2
Coding region: 1-1581 (526 amino acids)
Source: RefSeq, a predicted model, not a curated record